GUGCCUCAAUUAGAUAAAUUCACUUAUUUCACACAAUUCUUCUGGUCAUGCCUUUUCCUCUUUACUUUCUAUAUUGCCAUAUGCAAUGAUGGAGAUGGAGUACUUGGGAUCAGCAGAAUUCUAAAACUACGGAACCAACUGGUUUCACACCGGGAGACCAACAUCCGGAGCAACGACCCCAAGAGUUUGGAGGAUAUCUUGAGAAAAGGUUUUAGCACCGGUGUAUCCUAUAUGUACUCCAGUUUAUUCGAAGUAUCCCAAUGGUGUAACGCCGUCGACUUAUUGGGAAAAAGGAAGAAGAUCACUUUGAUCUCUUGUUUCGGAGAACUAAGUGGCUCACGAGGAAUGGAAAGAAAUAUAUUCUAUUUGAUUUCGAAGUCCUCAUAUAGCACUUCUUCCAAUCCUGGAUGGGGGAUCACUUGUAGGAAUGACAUAAUGCUAAUGCAUGUUCUACACAGCCAAGGAAGCAUCGGGUUUUAA
Messenger RNA from Salvia miltiorrhiza (redroot sage), 480 nucleotides. The record is from the annotation of a RefSeq genome assembly. NCBI's taxonomy places the organism in Eukaryota, Viridiplantae, Streptophyta, Magnoliopsida, Lamiales, Lamiaceae.